UCACCUGGAGAAGGGUCCAAUAGGUGCAGAGCAGAAGGCAGGAGCGGGCCUGCUUGAAGAAAGCCAUGUUCAUUCUGAAGCAGCUUCCACUUGUGCUCUUGCUCCACAUGCAGCUUUCCAGGGCAUUUCCGGUAUCUUCUGAAUCCCCCAAAGGAAAAGAUAUAAAAGUUGUUCAGCGUUACCUAGAGAACUUCUACCAAUUACCAAAAGACAGAUUCCAGUUGGAAAAGAAGAAAAGUUCUAGUAUGAUUGUUGAAAAGCUGAAAGAAAUGCAGCAGUUCUUUGGGUUGAAAGUGACAGGAAAGCCAGAUGAGGAAACUCUGGAGAUGAUGGAAAAACCUCGCUGUGGAGUGCCUGAUAGUGGUGAUUUUAUGUUGACCCAAGGACACCCCAAGUGGAAACAUACCAACUUGACCUACAGGAUUAGUAACUAUACCCCACAGCUGUCAAAGGCUGAUGUAGAAAAAGCAAUUGAGAAAGCCUUUCAAGCCUGGAGUGGUGCAACACAACUAACCUUCACCAAGAUCUCUCAAGGAGAAGCAGAUAUCAUGAUUGCUUUUGUCCAAAGAGAUCAUGGUGACAAUUCUCCAUUUGAUGGGCCCAAUGGUAUCCUUGCUCACGCCUUUCAGCCAGGCGCAGGCAUUGGAGGAGAUGUUCAUUUUGAUGCAGAAGAAAUAUGGACCAAGACCUUUAGAAAUUACAACUUGUUCCUGGUGGCUGCCCAUGAAUUUGGCCAUUCCUUGGGGCUUUCUCAUUCCUCUGACCCUGGUGCCUUGAUGUAUCCCAACUACGCUUUCAGUGAUCCCAGCACCUUUGUGCUCCCGCAAGAUGACAUCAAUGGCAUUCAGGCCAUCUAUGGACCUACAAACAACCGUGUGCAACCAACUGGACCAAGCACACCUUCAGCCUGUGACCCCAGACUGACCUUUGAUGCUAUCACCACACUUCGUGGAGAAAUAUUUUUCUUUAAAGACAAAUACUUCUGGAGAAGGCAUCCUCAGCUACAAAUGGUUGAACAAAAUUUCAUUUCUCUCUUCUGGCCAUCCCUGCCAAGCGGUAUACAGGCUGCCUACGAGGUUGUGAGCAGGGACCUUGUUUUCCUAUUUAAAGGAAGACAAUACUGGGCUCUGAAUGGCUAUGACAUUGUGCAAGGUUAUCCCAAGGACAUAUCAAACUUUGGCUUCCCACGCAGUGUCCUAGCAAUCGAUGCUGCUGUUUCCUACAUGGAGAAAACAUACUUCUUUGUAAAAGACCAAUUCUGGAGAUAUGAUAACCAAAAAGAAUACAUGGAUCCAGGCUACCCCAAAAGCAUAGCAAGUACCUUUCAUGGAGUUGAAAAUAAUAUUGAUGCAGUUUUCCAGAAGGAUGGCUUCUUCCUCUUCUUCAGUGGACCAAGAUACUACGCAUUUAAUUUUAACACUCGCACUGUGACCAGGGUUGACAGAAGCAAUAGGUGGCUUAACUGUAGAUAAAGUUGAUGCAAGAUCAAAAUAUGUUUGCACACACUUUCUGAAUAUAGAAGGGAAGUCUAAUUCACUUAUCUGUUACAUUAGAUCCUAGUUAUACUUUUCUAAACUAUAAAUAAUUGUCACUGUAUUUAUUGGGCCUGUCCUGCUGAAAAUAUACAUUUGGAAUAUUCCACUAUUUGUAAAAGCUGAUUUAGUUUUAUCAACAAUAAGUGCUCACUUAACAUCAUUCAUAAGUUUUUGGAAACAUCAACUUUAAUUGAAAGAAUGCUUAAUAAAUCCAGGUCCUCAAUGUCAUUUACUUCCGUGUAUUCGCUUUGCAUUCAUCAACUUGCCUGGUUAUUAUAAUCAGCUGAUAUGGAAUGAAAUAGGUGGUGAGCACCAUCCCAAUGAGAAAGGACUUAAGCCUUUUCUGUUAUCUCAAUAUUCACUAUUUCAUUACCUAUUUUUCUGACUGUUAAAAUGCUCAAAUAUUCCUGAAUCUCUGCAACCAUGUCUUGGGUGUAUCUGCCACAUGCUAUUGAGUACUGGGCACUGGUGAGAAGUAAGGAUUAUGAACAACACAGACCGCAUCCCCUAACUUUACAGAAAAUGGGUGCUAUCUUCCACUCUGGGGAAGAAAUGGUGUUGACACAUUCUGUAGAUGGAGUUGUGUGCCCCCUUAACCCCCAAAAAUAGGUACCUGUGAAUGCACCUCAUUUGGACUAGAGUCUUUGCAUAAGUAAUAAGCUAAAAUGUGGUUAUAGUGCUUUUGGACAUGCCUAAGAAUUGGUGCCCUAUCAAGAAGAGGAGAGACGCAGCACAGUGGAGAAGACCACGUGACCACAAAGGCAGAGCUGGAGAGAGGGAGCUACAUGCCAAGGCUGACUGGCAACUGCCAGUUGCUAGGAAUGGCCAGAGGGGAUUUCCACCCAGAGAGAAGAGCACAACCCUCUUGAGUGUCAACCUUGACUUUGGGCUUCUACCUAUCAGAAUGGCAACAGAACACAUUUCUCUUUUUUUUUUGAGCUACCAAGUUUAUGGCACUUUGUUACAGCAGCCCUAGGAAGUUAAUAUAGUACAUCAGCACUUAAGAAAAUGUAUCAACACAGAAUGAUAAUAUUUGCUUCCCCUAAGUACAAAUUAUCAGCAUCUUCCUGGGGAAGUGACAAAUAAAAUGGAUACCCUUUGCUUUCCUGCCUUCUCCCUGCUUUUUCUGUCUAGAGUUCAAGCAAAUAGGCUAAUUUUGUCUUGUGUCCAGUUUCUUUUUAUCUGGAAUUCUUUGCGGGGAGGGCUAGGUAGGGAGAGCACACUAUAGAUAAUAACCAGUUGCUGCACAAAGAGCAAUGGCAGGCAUGAAAUUCAACAAAUCUCAUUAAAUUUAAUUAAACCAAGUGUAGAUGAAUAUAUUUCCUAAUGACUUUUUUCUGUUAUGAACUAUAGGGCUUUGGGGACCAUAAUGGCUAGUCCAACAUCAAAAUUAUUAUGUCAUAUUUGCAAUUGUUGAAUGUAAAUGCAGCUGAUGACACAAUAAAUGAGUAUUAU
This is a messenger RNA of Condylura cristata (star-nosed mole), 2990 nucleotides long. It is a transcript of the gene MMP8, whose product is annotated as matrix metallopeptidase 8. Gene Ontology annotation, biological process: collagen catabolic process; extracellular matrix organization; proteolysis. Gene Ontology annotation, molecular function: zinc ion binding; metalloendopeptidase activity. Gene Ontology annotation, cellular component: extracellular matrix. Lineage: Eukaryota; Metazoa; Chordata; Mammalia; Eulipotyphla; Talpidae. The coding region runs from base 66 to 1472 and encodes 468 amino acids. The transcript is spliced from 10 exons. The record is from RefSeq and is a predicted model, not a curated record.